Molecule: messenger RNA, 3474 nt
Organism: Heterobilharzia americana
Lineage: Eukaryota; Metazoa; Platyhelminthes; Trematoda; Strigeidida; Schistosomatidae
Source: the annotation of a GenBank genome assembly
AUGAGUAUCAAUUUAAAUAUGUAUGAAGAAAACAGAGGAAAUGGAAAUCUUGAUGCAUCAGAAUGUAAUAACCCCAACUCUUCAAUAGCAUCUGAUCAACUAGUCAAACCAAAUGAAGAUGACCUUAAGAACAUAUCAACGCUGAAGUCAAAACCCCUGGGUAAAAACAAUAAAACACUCACCAAGUACUUUGAUAAAGUGCGAGACACCAUAACUAACAUCACUGAAAGUAAAAAAACGGUGAGUGAGAUGAAUUCAGUAUUGAAUGUGAAUGGAAAUGAAAGCCGACCAAUCAAACAUGAAGGGGAAGUAGAUGAUGAUGUUCACAAUGAAACCAAAGAGAAGAUUAUCGAUUUUAUCAUUACUGAUGAUGUUACUAACGAUAGUAAUGAGGACAAAAAUGAUUAUUAUAGUCAGAAGAAUGUCAAUGAAACAGAUAAUGAAGCGACUAGUGAUGCUCAAGACUAUGAGAACAGCAACACUAAAAUGAGUUCACAAAUAACCCUACUUAGAAAUUUAUCUAGCAGUUUCUCCCAAUUGAAUAUAUCAUCUCCAUUAUCGUCAUAUGCAGAUGAAUUGACUUCUGAACACAUAACUACUUCAACAGAUGACCUUCUCAGCCUAGAUCAUUAUGAUGGGUAUGACAAUCAAACAAAGGUUCUCAAUCCGCUAGCCUCUUCUUGUUUAAAUAUAGCUUCACAAAGUCAAAUCAACAAUUCAAACUUGGAGAGAUGGUUAUCUCAAUCCGAGUUACUCAGACCCGGAUCAAAACUAAGACCUCAAUUUCCUCGUGAUGGAUAUUUUUGGUCGGUUGCAUUGUUCAUCAAAUUGGGUCGUAGACUAAUUCCCUUGAAUUCAAAAGGUAGAAGUGAUCCUUAUGUGAAAAUCAAACAUAUGGGAAAUGUUCUAGCCAGAAGUCGAAUGGUUUCUAACAAUAGUAAUCCUGUAUGGGAUGAGAAAUUUUGGUUCCGUUUGUGUAGCUUAGAAGUACCUGUAGAGUUAAAAGUUUAUCAUCGAGAUGCAUUCAAAAAAGAUUCAUACAUUGGUCGAACACUAGUUAACCUUAUGGAACUUGAAUUGGACAAAGAACAAGAAUUUGUAUCUCGUCUAGAAGAUGACCUACACAAAAUCUUUACUUCGGGGGAGAUUAAAUUCUAUGUGACACUGAGUGAAAUCGAAGAAUCAUCACUUGAUAGUUCAGAGUUGAAAAAGUUGAAAAAGAAAUUGAAAGAAGAGAAAUCACGAGCAUUUGCUAUAGAAAUGACAGCACAAAUGCCUAGAGAGGAAACUUCACCUUUAUCUUCACCGGAUAGUUAUUCCGUCACUGAAAAUACCACUAUUCCAUCCCUAUGUUCAGUCACUUCAGCUGGUUCAGUAAUAACUUGCCAACAGUCUCCAACAGGGACUCAGUCAAAUCGUGAUUCAACAGAAAUCCUUGAGUCUGUAGAAGAUUGCUUAAGUGAUGAUGGUCAACAACAGACAUUAAGGGUUAGCGAGAAAACCUUCUUAAAUCGUGUUGAAGACAGUUGGAUGCAUGAGAAUCAAUCUCUUCUACCACAGCCUAUCUGGCCUUAUUCAUUCUAUGAAGGCACAAAUUUAGAAUUGUAUACUAGUCGAAAUCAAGGUAGCGAAAUUGAAAGUAUUGAUAAACUGCAUCCAUUGAAUAAUGAAAUACAAAUGGAAAGUUUAUUUCAACAAUCGCGCUUAAUUGUCACCUUGGUCGGAGCGAAAAAUUUAAAAUUGCGUGGAAAACAGAGGAAUGUUGCACCAUUUGAUAAUGAUAGUUAUAAACUUUUACGUAGCAAAUCAGCACGAAGUCAUAAUUCAGAUAAUGUACAAAGUGGUUGUACAGAUGAGGAGAAAAGUCAUCUACCGUGCCCAUUAGCAACGUUAACUGUUGGUGUCAAGACACAACAAAGUAAAGUUGUUAUGCAUACAAAGAAUCCAUUAUGGAAUGAAAGAUUUGAAUUCCGUGUUCGUCCUGGAAUGAGAACAGUAUUACAAUGUGAAGUGUUUGAUGAUUCACAUCAAAACGCUAAUCUACUUGGUCGAUUUUAUUUAGAAUUUUCAAAGCUUGUUCUUGACUGGACAACCUGUUUUACACUAAAAAAUCAGGAGUCUCGUUAUCAUGGUGAAUUGCACAUAUUAGCUACAAUGACUGGAUUAUUACCAAUCUCAGAUCCAAUGAGUACUGCUUUAUACACUGGUAUUUCUAGACCAGGAACCGUAGAUCAGAUAAAACGAGAAACAGAAUCAAUUUACGGUGAUCUAUCAAAGGAAGUGGUAACAAAAAACACUCUGGAUCAAGUUUAUGACCAUUAUAAUAUCAGACAUACGCUAAGAGAUUGUAAUGAUGUCGGCUGGUUACAUAUUUUCGUACAUAGAGCGUCUAAUUUACCAACUAAAGAUCGAAGUGGAAAAUCCAAUGCAUUUUGCGAAAUAAGGCUUGUCAAUCGAAUGGUACGCACAUUUACAGCUCAAAAGAAUGCCAAUCCAAUAUGGAAUCAAGCAUUUGUACUUCCCAUCGGUGAUAUAUACUCCAUCUUAGAGGUGUACAUGUAUGAAGAAGGAAAAGAUACAUCAGAAGUCAUAGGACGUGUUUCAUUCCCUCUUAUACAGCUCGUAAAUCGACGACAGAAGUGGUAUGCAUUGAAGGAUAAGUCGCUGACCACACUGGCCAAAGGUUCCCUUCUCCUGGAGACUAUAAUCAUUUAUAACCCUCUUAGAGCUUCUUUACGUGCUAUCUAUCCAAAAGAAAAACGCUAUUAUGUCGAAGACUCCAAAGUGAAACUUCGAGAUUUAACAAAGAAGCAUUUACCCCUUAUUCAACGUAAUAUUGAUCGUCUAACACCAUUCAUAGAUGAUUUCAAGAGAUGCCGACAAAAUUUGUACAAAGCAAUUAAAUCAAAGGAGGAUUCAGAAAGUGAAGAGGAUGAAGAUGACCAGGACAUCAUUCACCCAGAGAAUUAUGCCAAUUACUCAGAUAUUGAUAACGAAGAUGAAGUAAUUCUAAGGAAGAAGAAGGACAAAAAAACCAGUUUCACAACGAAACUUAAUAAAAUACGUUCAAUUCUAGGAACAUUACAAGAUGUUGCUGAACAAAUUACGUCGUUUCUUGAACGACUCGAUUACUUAUGUAGAUGGAGGUAUCCAUGGUUAAGCUGCCUGGUGCUGAUUAUUAUUUUGCUGAUCACCGUACUCGUCUACUUUGUACCCAUAAGGUAUUUAGUCAUAGCUUAUACGAUUAAAAAGUUUACACGUCCUAUACGUAAUUCAGCCCGGGUAACUACUACAAUUUUUUUUGGUAUCUUAAAUCGAGUCCCAAGUCGAAUGGAAAAAAUUUAUUACAGAGAAUUAAGACCUUUAUCCUCUCCACUAAUCGAUAUAAAGUCAACGUCUGGUGUAUCAAAUAUUAGAGCAUCUGGAUUACAAGUUUAUUCUAGAAUCACUGGUUACCAGAGUAAUGCAGAGUAA